Trichoderma aggressivum f. europaeum is the source of this 303-nucleotide messenger RNA. RefSeq lists its product as uncharacterized. NCBI's taxonomy places the organism in Eukaryota, Fungi, Ascomycota, Sordariomycetes, Hypocreales, Hypocreaceae. The record is from RefSeq and is a predicted model, not a curated record. Bases 1 to 303 code for a protein of 100 amino acids. The transcript has 2 exons.
AUGGCGUCAAAAGGCAUCAAGAGCAUGUUGCAGCGGAAGAUGCUCCAGAUUGAUGUGACGUUUGGGACUUAUCUGUUUUCGCCAAUAGAGAAGUUUGCCUAUUAUUCGAUUGUCUUCUUGCUCUUUAGCCUGCUCUCCAUCGCCGUCAUCCUAUACCUCCCGCAUCACAUUUCCAUUCUGACCGGUCGCGCGUGGUACUACAUCAACGGCGAGACUAUUGACAUUGCGGCGUUCGCGCGGGACGUCUUUGGCAGCGCGCUGGGGACUGGUAAGGACGCUGCGGCGGUUGUCAGGGAGCUGUGA